Molecule: messenger RNA, 1179 nt
Organism: Monascus purpureus
Lineage: Eukaryota; Fungi; Ascomycota; Eurotiomycetes; Eurotiales; Aspergillaceae
Source: the annotation of a GenBank genome assembly
AUGCGGGGAAAGCUUCUCCAGAUUCUCGCAGAUUCAACGUCGUCUUCAACCAACUCCAUGGGAUCGCGUAACUUUCUUCCGAAAUACACGAGCACUCAGCCCAUUUCUCCUGUAUCUAAACAGCCAGCACUGCGUCUUCCUUUGACAGCCGAUCCUCCUGGCCCGCAGAAUCCUCCGAGGCAGCUCGUAUGGCUGAUAUUUGGAGGAACAGGCCAUAUGGGCCGCUACAUCGCCAAGACUGCCCUGUCGUACAAUGAUCUAGUCGUGGUAGUGGGUCGCACGUUCGAGAACAGCCCGGAAUACAUGAAGAAACUGCAAGAGGACAAUGCAAAAUGCCUGGGUCUUCUAUGUGACGUUCGAGCGCGCGAAACUGUCAAGCAGGUUAUUGAUAAAACAAUAGCACAUUUUGGGAGGAUUGAUGUUAUUGUCAACUGCUCCGGAUAUGGGGUGAUUGGAGCCUGUGAGGAUCAGGAUGAAUACGAUAUCCGAAACCAAUUCGAGACGAAUUUCAUGGGUACAUUGAAUAUCAUUCAGCUAUCCCUUUCGUACUUCCGCGAGAGAAAGACCGGUCGAUACUUGAUCUUCAGCUCUACGUCUGGUGCGCUGGGAGUCCCGGGACUCGGGCCUUACUGUGCCUCGAAAUAUGCGGUUGAAGGCCUUAUGGAGAGCAUGCUCUAUGAAAUCGAUAGCUUCAACAUCAAAAUAACACUUGUGGAAUCAGGCCACAUGCGUCGCGACAAUGUGAACGAAUUUGCCUCCCAUCCUCCGGUUGUAGCGGACGAUCAUGCUCUGUCUUCUCCCCCGGCUCUGUACAGCCAUUUCUUCGUCAAGCCUCCAAGCGAACCGUACAACACACCCACUGCGCCUGCAGCACAUGCAAUGCGCAUGCUGAUGUGGCUGGGUGAUAAGCAACCAGCCAGCGCCGUAAAGGCAGCGGAACUGACCUGGCAGCUUGGGCACUGUUCCUACCCGCCACUCAGACUCGUUCUGGGCACCUACGCCGUGGAGAGUAUCAGAGAAAGACUGAAAUAUGUCACUGAGGAAAUUGAGGAUUGGAAGCAUUUGAACUUUCCGCUGGAAGAUCAGCAACCGUCCCCGAAUGCCACCGCAAAGGACGACGAAGCGUCGAUGGCGAACAAGCAGGACCAUGAGGAUGCAGCAACAUCCAGCCCUGCAUAA